This is a messenger RNA of Musa acuminata AAA Group (dessert banana), 2543 nucleotides long. Its product is annotated as zinc finger BED domain-containing protein RICESLEEPER 2-like. Bases 355 to 2370 code for a protein of 671 amino acids. The record is from RefSeq and is a predicted model, not a curated record. Gene Ontology annotation, molecular function: protein dimerization activity; DNA binding. Lineage: Eukaryota; Viridiplantae; Streptophyta; Magnoliopsida; Zingiberales; Musaceae. The transcript has 3 exons.
CGGCCCAUGGGCGACCCCAAGCGGCUCUCUCUCCUCGGCUUCGAUCGCGGCGCCCGUGCCCGCCGCCGAGCUCCCUCGACACCACGGCCCAAACCCUAACCCCAAUCCCCAUCCCGACCCAAUCCACCAGGCUCCGGUGGCCCCGUACCGCCGCGCCGCCGUCGGAUCGCCGGCCUACCCGCUCCUGCUUGCUCAUCUCGUCGCCGCCGGAAGGGGCGGGGAUACUUCGAUUGUUCUCUCACGCGAUUCCUCCAGCGUUCCGCGGUUUAUCCUUCCCGCUCUGGCUCUGGGCGUCGUGCAUCUAUUCUGUUGGGUCUUUGGGGUCUGUUGAUUUCUACUGCUUCUUCAUAAGAUAUGAGCAUGACCGGAGGUAAUGAUACUGAACCAGUCAAAACAGAAACAACACCACCAACUUCAAGACGCGGGAGAAAGAAAUCAUCAGUUUGGGAGCACUUCACUAUUGAAGAAGUAUCCGGAGGAUGUACACGAGCUUGCUGCAAGCUUUGCAAACAAACCUUUGCAUACAGUAGUGGGUCGAAGAUAGCCGGCACCAGCCACCUCAAGAGACAUAUUGCCUUAGGUUCCUGCCCCAAAAUAAAAUUUCAGAACAAACUGGCACUUGCAAAAGUUGUUGGAGAUACCCUUGAUCCACCCAAAAGACGCUAUAGGUCAUCUGGCUUUUCAAGUGUAUUCGACCAGGAUCAAAGUUAUGUAAAUCUUGCAAAGAUGAUCAUUGUGCAUGAGUACCCUCACGACAUGGUUGAACACCCUGCUUUCGUUGCUUUUGUUCAUAGUCUCCAGCCGCUAUUUAGGAUGGUCGAUGUCAAUACCAUUGAAGGAGAGGUCUUAUCACUCUAUCAGAAGGAAAAACAAAACCUCAUACAGGUCUUUGGAACUAUGCCUGGAAGGAUUAGCCUGACAAUAGGUCUGUGGACAACUAGUCAGACUCUUGGCUACAUUUGCCUUUGUGGGCAAUUCAUUGAUAGUGAGUGGAAGUUGCAUCGGAGAAUGCUUAACUUCAUGAUGGUAUCUUCUCCCCAUUCAGAAAAUGCUCUUAGCGAAGCCAUCAGUGUUAGCCUUUCAGAUUGGAAUAUGAAGAGUAGGUUGUUCACCAUAACUUUAGACAACACUUGCUCAUCACAUGACAUCUAUAGUGCAAAUCUAAGGGAUCACCUCUCCAAUAAAAACAUGCUUAUGCUGAAAGGACAAUUGUUUGUUGUACGUUGCUACGCCAAUAUCCUGAAUGUUAUUGCGGGAGAUGUGAUUGCUUCAAUUCAUGGUAUCAUAUAUAACAUUCGUGAAAGUAUAAAAUUUGUGAAAGCAUCUCCGGCCCGUGAGGAAAAAUUUGCUGAGAUUGCCUUACAACUUGAAAUUCUCAGCACGAAGGCCCUAUCUCUUGAUGUCACAACACAAUGGAACACAACUUACCUCAUGUUAGUAGCUGCCUUGGAAUAUAAACAAGCAUUUAAUUUCUUGGAAACCUGUGACGAUAAUUACAAUGAAGCUCCAACAGCUGAUGACUGGAAGAAGGUGGACGUUGUUUGUACAUACCUAAAACUUCUAUAUGACUCUGCAAAUGUUGUCAUGGCAGCAGCAGAUCUAACUGCAAAUAUAUUUUUUCAUGAAGCUUGGAAAACUCAGGCGGAGCUGACUAAUGCAACAUUGAGUGAGGACACUAUGGUUAGCAGCAUAGCUAAAGAGAUGCACGAGAAAUUUGACAAAUAUUGGAAAGAUUGCAGCCUUGUCUUGGCUCUUGCUGUGGUUAUGGAUCCUCGUUUUAAGAUGAAGCUAGUUGAGUUCAGCUUUUCAAAGAUUUAUGGUGCAGAUUCUGCCAGAUAUGUUAAGUUGGUUGAUGACAGUGUUCAUGAGCUCUAUCUCGAAUAUGUUGAACAGCCACUUCCUCAAACUCUGGCUUAUGUGGACCAAGGAGAGGCCAACCAUGCCAAUGGCGAUGACAAAAAUGUGCCCACGACAUCAAUGCCUGCGGCGGAUGGGCUUCAAGACUUUGAUAUGUAUCUGUCUGAGUUAGCCGUGAAUCAGUCAUCUAAGUCAGAGAUAGAUCAGUAUUUGGAAGAGUCACUUAUGCCACGGAUUCAAGAGUUUGAUAUCUUGAACUGGUGGAAGCUCAACUACCUAAAGUAUCCUACACUCUCAAAGAUGGCUCAGGAUAUUUUAGCUAUUCCAGUAUCAAUGGUCGAUACAGGCUGUUCUAUAUUUAGUUCAGGAACCGGGAGCAGAGUGCUUGAUGAAUAUCGAAGUUCUUUACGCCCGGAGACAGUGGAAGCACUUUUUUGUGCAAAGGACUGGCUCCAGUACUUGCCCACCAUGGCAGAGCCACCAUUGGCAGCAGUAGUCAACAUGGAAACCUAGGAUAACACUUAAAUGCAUCUUUGUUGUGGCAUUAUGUAUGGUCGCAGAUGUAUUGUAAUGGUAGCUUUCUAUUACUAGGUCAAGAUAGGUUAUUAUUUCUUGAAACCUUUAUUUAUUAUAUGAACUUAAUUAUCUGUAAUAAUAUAUAUAUAUAUAUAUUGUUUUUUUUACUA